This is a messenger RNA of Malassezia japonica, 1314 nucleotides long. RefSeq names its product nicotinate phosphoribosyltransferase (gene NPT1). Bases 1 to 1314 code for a protein of 437 amino acids. Gene Ontology annotation, cellular component: cytosol. The record is from RefSeq and is a predicted model, not a curated record. Gene Ontology annotation, molecular function: nicotinate phosphoribosyltransferase activity. Lineage: Eukaryota; Fungi; Basidiomycota; Malasseziomycetes; Malasseziales; Malasseziaceae. The transcript has 5 exons. Gene Ontology annotation, biological process: NAD+ biosynthetic process via the salvage pathway.
AUGACGAUGACCGGCCAUGGUACGGUGCAGCUCCCGUCGCUGCUGGACACGGACCUGUACAAGCUGACGAUGCAGCAGGCCGUGCUGCAGCACUUUCCGGAUGCCCAGGUGACUUACCGCUUCACGAACCGGUCGAAGGAAAUGCAGUUUACCGCCGCGACCGUCGAUGCGGUGCGUGCGGGGAUUGAGCACCUCGGCACGCUGCGGAUCUCUGCAGAAGAGGAGGCGUGGCUGCGCGAAGCGUGCCCGUACUUUCAGGAAAAGUACCUCGCGUUCCUGCGCGACUUUCAGCUGCGGCCUGCCGACGAGGUCGACGUGCGUUUCGUGCCGACCGACGGCGAGUACGGCCAGCUCGAGGUGCUCAUCCAGGGCGCAUGGGCGUCGGUCAUUCUGUACGAGGUCCCGGUGAUGGCGAUCAUCAGCGAGACCUACUUCCAGACCGUCGACCGCGACUGGACCGCGGCCGGGCAGCGGGAACGUGCGGCGGACAAGGCACGCAAACUGCUGCAGCACGGCGUCAUGCUGUCCGAGUUCGGCACGCGCCGCCGCCGCUCGCUCGCGACGCACGUCGAGGUGAUGCACGGCCUGCUCGAUGCGCAGAAGGAGGUGGGCGACGCGCCUGGCGCGGGGCGCAUCCUAGGCACGAGCAAUAUCUACCUUGCCAAGCAGUUUGGCGUCGCACCGGUCGGCACAGUCGCGCACGAGUGGACGAUGGCCAUCGCCGCGAUCCACGGGUACGAGCACAGCAACCUGCGUGCGCUCCAGCUCUGGGACGCCGUCUACCAGCCCCCGGCCUUUACGCCGGCGCGCCCCGUCGACGAUCUCACCAUUGCGCUGACCGACACGUUCAGCACGCGCGUCUUUUGGGACGACCUGCUCUCGAGCGAGUCCGGCAAGGAGAUCCUGCGCCGCUGGCGGGGCGUGCGGCAGGACAGCGGCGACAGCCGCGUGUUUGUGCGCCAUGCGCUCGACGUAUACCGCAGCAUUGGCGUGGACCCUGCCAAGAAGCUGGUCAUCUUUUCCGACGGCCUCAAUGUCGAGCGGUGCCUCGAGCUCCAGGCGUUUGCGAAGGAAAUGGGCAUCCUCGCGGGUUUCGGCGUGGGGACGCACCUGACGAACGACUUUGGGUGCGCUUCGGAUACGUCGCGCAAAAGCCGCGCGCUGAAUAUGGUGCUCAAGCUCGACUCGAUCAACGGGCACCCUACGGUCAAGAUCAGCGACGAGCUUACGAAGAACACGGGCGAUGCGGACGAGAUUGCCCUUGUCAAGCGCCGCUUUGGUCUGUCGGGCGCCGAUUCCGUGGAGGAUGCGUAG